Molecule: messenger RNA, 1862 nt
Organism: Hibiscus syriacus
Lineage: Eukaryota; Viridiplantae; Streptophyta; Magnoliopsida; Malvales; Malvaceae
Product: serine/threonine-protein kinase PCRK1-like
Exons: 5
Coding region: 407-1657 (416 amino acids)
Biological process (GO): protein phosphorylation
Molecular function (GO): ATP binding; protein kinase activity
Source: RefSeq, a predicted model, not a curated record
ACCCGUUCACACCACCUAGUUUCCCUUCCAAUUUGCAAUAGAUCUUCCCUCGGUUUUUAUUCUUCUUUUUGUGAUUUUCAAACUAAAUUUUGGUUAAUCGUAUGACUUGUUUCCCCUCCUGCUGCUCAGUUGCCGUGUUCAAACUUCUUUUUAUAGAAUUCAACACUGCUCUUCCGUAAAUUCCAAGCCAUUUUUUUCAGUUUUCUUGAGGAUUGGAUUGAUGGGUUUUUCUAAAGUUUGUUAAAUUUGGGAGCUUUUUCAUGAUCGAUAGCCAAAUUUCUGCCUUUACAAACAGGAUAAUUGAAGGUUGGGUUGAUAAUCUUUGUUUUGCAUGAUCAUAUCUCUCUCUUUCUUGCAUCUGGAUUUGCAUAGUGGAUCUUUUCUGUGUGUCUAAUUCUUUGAGACUAUGAAGUGUUUUACAUUCCCCAAUUGGCAUAAAAAAGAUGAACCAAAGACCCCCAGAUCAGUUUCAAAUCGGUCUAUGAAUUCUACAUUCACCGAUCCUGAAAUAGCACGGUCUGGAUCCGAACUAAAUUCUCAGAAUGUCUCAGGCAUCAGCACAGAGUCCAUGAGACAGUCCUCUUUUCCUAGCAUGUCUCAAAGAACCAGCAAUCUAAGAGUAUUCACAGUUUCUGAGCUUAAAUCUUCCACCAAGAACUUUAGUCGCUCUUUCAUGCUCGGAGAGGGCGGAUUUGGGUGUGUUUACAAAGGUUCUCUCAAGAGUCCUGAAGAUCCAUCUCAAAAGGUCGAAGUAGCAGUGAAACAGCUUGGCAAAAGGGGGCUGCAGGGGCAUAAGGAGUGGGUGACCGAAGUAAACGUGCUUGGUGUGGUUGAGCAUCCGAAUCUUGUAAAGCUAGUGGGUUACUGUGCUGAAGAUGAUGAAAGAGGAAUCCAAAGGCUUUUGAUUUAUGAAUAUAUGCCCAAUAGAAGUGUGGAAAACCAUUUAUUUAUCCGGUCCGAGACAACUCUUUCCUGGGCGAUGAGAUUGAAAAUAGCCCAAGAUGCAGCUCGUGGGUUAGCAUACCUACAUGAAGGAAUGGAUUUCCAGAUCAUCUUCAGGGAUUUUAAAUCAUCUAAUAUCCUUCUAGACGAGCAAUGGAAUGCGAAGCUGUCAGACUUUGGAUUAGCCAGGUUGGGUCCUUCAGAAGGAUUAACUCAUGUCUCGACAGCGGUUGUCGGAACAAUGGGCUAUGCGGCUCCUGAAUACAUCCAGACGGGACGUUUGACAUCUAAGAUUGAUGUGUGGAGCUAUGGGGUCUUCCUCUACGAACUCAUUACCGGCAGGCGUCCCUUCGACAAAAACAAACCCAAGAAUGAGCAAAAGCUCUUGGAAUGGGUAAAGCCAUACCUAUCUGAUAGGAAAUUCCAGUUGAUAUUGGACCCUAGACUGAACGGGAAAUACCAACUCAAGUCGGCGCAAAGGCUUGCAGUUGUGGCCAACAGAUGCUUAGCCAGAAACCCAAAGUCACGCCCUAAGAUGAGCGAGGUGUUAAAAAUCGUGAACCGUAUCGUGGAGGCAGCAGGAUCCGGCAGUCCAGAACCACCAUUGAAGGAUGUCUCUACAGAAACUUCAAGAGAACGUAAACGAAGGAUUGUGGAUUCCAGAAGUGAAAAGUUUGUUUGGCUAUGGACUCCAAAGCUCAUAAGAACAUGUUAACAGCAGGUAACUUGUAUGUAUAACUUGAAAAAAGCCUCAAUAGAGCUGUAAAGGUUUGUAGCAUGAAACUGACAGAGCAAUGCAGCGAAACUUCAUAUACAAGUACAUGGAUAAGCAAUAUAUUGUCUCCUUUAUUACCAUGUAUGAGACUGCUCUCGGACAAUAGAUGUGAACAAGCUCUAUGAUAGUGCAAUUUGUUUGAGAA